Messenger RNA from Rotaria socialis, 819 nucleotides. Lineage: Eukaryota; Metazoa; Rotifera; Eurotatoria; Philodinida; Philodinidae. The record is from the annotation of a GenBank genome assembly.
AUGUCCUCACAGGCCGCUCAACAAUUUCUAUUAAUAGCUAAAUCUGUACGUGGUAAAGCUGCAAUCGAUUUAGUCACUCGUGUAAUCGAACAUGCGGAUAUAUUCGGUUUUGAUGAAUUUCUUCGUUUGGAUUCACUUGUAAAUUUUCUCAAACAAGAAAAUUCACAAAUUCUAUCAACAUUAGAAUUGUUUGCCUAUGGUACAUUAACGGAUUAUGAAUCCGAUCGUACACGUUAUAUGUCUUUGUCAUCCGUAGCACGACGAAAAUUACAAUUAUUAACAUUAGCAUCAUUGGCUGUUCAUGCACGAAUAUUACCUUAUGCAAUUCUAUUAAAAGAACUUCAAAUUGAAAGUGUACGUGAACUUGAAGAUUUAAUUAUUGAUGGGAUUUAUGCACAAGUUAUACGUGGAAAACUAGAUCAAUUAAAUAGUCGAUUAAAUGUUGAAUUUGCUAUAGCACGUGAUGUCAAUUCAGCUGCAUUUAAUCGUAUGGAAGAUGUACUUGAAAACUGGUGUAAAAACUGUGCAGCUUUAUUAAAUGUUUUAAAAUUUGAAGCUAUGAAAGCUAAUGAACAAAAGAAAAAAGCUUUAGACGAACAAGAUAAAUAUGAUAAAGAAAUGUUAUCAAUGAUUAAAAUUAUUGAUUUACAAGGACAAAAUUCUGGUGGUAAUAUUGGACGACGAGAUAGUAAUGAAAAUAAUAAUAAUUUAAAUAUACUACAAGCUUCAUCAAAUAUCUUAGCCAGUAAUAUGGAUUCAAAACAAAGUGGAGGAAAAAAGUCAGCAAGACAAACUGUUAAAAGAUUCUUUCGUUCAUAA